Cajanus cajan (pigeon pea) is the source of this 1068-nucleotide messenger RNA. RefSeq lists its product as uncharacterized. The record is from RefSeq and is a predicted model, not a curated record. Lineage: Eukaryota; Viridiplantae; Streptophyta; Magnoliopsida; Fabales; Fabaceae.
UUGGGCCCACCACAUUGGUGACGGCUCUCUCUUCUUCCUUCCCCACCACCGCAACCAGACAACCUCGUUCUUCACAUAAACAUAAACAUUAAAAAAUUAACAAAACAGAAAACACGUGUCUUCAACCACACACAAACCAAUAACUCAUUUCUCUCUCCUCUCUCCUCUCUCUUCUCUCCACCGUCAACGCAACCCCAACCGGAAAAUGGACCUUGGGGCCUCCGAUCCGAACCCGGUUCGGGUGAAGCGGAAAACCCUAGAAGCCGUCCUCGAACAGUGUCAGAGAGCGCUUGAACUUCUCAAUGCUUCCGAUGAACAACAACAACAACAACAACAAGACGACGACGACGACUCUCAGGAAUCGCCUCCUUCCACGCGCCCCGAUCCGGAAACGGAUCAGUUGUGUGACUUGCUCAAGUCUAGAGUUGAAUGCCCGGACUUCCUUGAGAAGUUGGAGUAUGCACAGGCGUCAGUUUUGCACAACUCAGCUGAAGAAGGUAAUUCUUGGGAUUUUGUUAGCAAAAAUGAUCUUUGGGAAGGUGAAGAUGCUGACUUAGACCAAGAAGAUUACGUCCUUGUUAGACAAGAAGAUAUAGUGGAAGGAAUUGCAUGUUUCAUGGCUGCGUAUUUGUUGUCACUGAAGCAAACCAAGGAUUUGACGCCAAAUCAACUCCAGGAUGCUCUCAGCAAGACAUUUUCUGUGAAAAAGAAAAAGGGAAAGCUUCGAAAGGCAUGGGAUGGGAGCAAAGUUAUUUAUAAUGUUGCAUCAUGGGGAGCUACAGCCAUUGGGAUAUAUCAGAAUCCUGUUAUUGUAAGCGUUGCAAGUAAAGCAUUCUGGACUUCUUGUCAAGUUAUAUCGAAGCUACUCUGAUUUGCCAAUGCAGCUUGAAGUAAAAUUGGGAUGUAGAAGUUUGACUGUUGUGUAUUUUUUGCUUGUGCUGCAAUUUAGUUUGGUUUUUCACACCCUUUGCACCAAAGAUCAAUUGAUCAUGUAGUUUGCAAUGUAGUUUGAUCAUGUAAAUAUCUUUAUUCAAACGUUCCGAGUGCUAUUCAAAUUCUUAUUCACAA